This is a messenger RNA of Effrenium voratum, 3283 nucleotides long. The record is from the annotation of a GenBank genome assembly. NCBI's taxonomy places the organism in Eukaryota, Dinophyceae, Suessiales, Symbiodiniaceae.
UGCCUGGUGUCUUUCUGGGAUUGAGAUGAGAUUCGCAUCAAUGGCCAGAUAUGCAGCGUAUCCUGCAUCGCUGCAUUGGGCAAAAGGAUGGAUACUACCGCCUCUAUCACGCUGGACAGCUUGCAGAACGGCAGGUGGUCGCUGAGGCGCCUAGUCAGCUGUCGGGGCUGGCGCCUGCAUCAGCUUUUGGCCAUGGCGCUAAGCCUGGAGAGUUUCAGUUACCGAUGCGGCUCACGGUCUUGAAAGGAACGCAUCGCCACUUCAAGAGGCUCCAGGUGACUCUUCAGUCCGUCCUGCGCGAGGAUACGUCUCUGCGAAGCAUCGACGAGGUGCAUUCCCAGCUGAAAGUCGCAGGCGCCACCCCGGAAUAUUUGCAGAAGAUGAUCAGGGACUAUUUUCUAAAUGAAGAGCAGCCAUUUCCAGUCAUCGAGGCAUUGGAUGUCAGACUGCUGGCCUGUCACAAUGUCUUGCUGGAAGACUUGUCGCCCGCCAUCCUGGCGGAGUUCUUGGAAAAUCCGGGCCUGCUACAACGUGCGCCAGAUGCGCCCUCAUCAGACCUGGCUGGUGAAAAACGUCGAUGCAUAGAGGAUGUUUGGAUGGACAUGUACGGCGACAGCAAUCUGCCAAUCCUAAAGCCAGAAGCGAAGGCCGACGCUCUCGCAGCUGAUGACGAGAAGACUCAGCGGCGAAGACAGACUCAGCGGCGAAGACAACUUGCCAUUGAGCGCGUCACCAUGGAUUCGGCGAUUUGCAGCUGGCUGGAGCUGCAGCGCGUGCACGAAGAUGCGGGCCGGGCGGGGCAGGGUGGCAUGCAGCAGCGGCUCUGGAAGUCCUGGGUGCCAACGAUCGCCAACUUGAUCGCCGACCCCAAGAGUGCCCUCGCCAAGGGCUCAGGAAGCAGGUCCUUCCUGAAGCUGCAAACCUCGGGCCUGGAGCCGGAGCUGUUGGUGGUGAUCGCCAGCCAGACGCUGCUGAGCUUGCUGUUCUUGCCUGUUUUCCGGCACAAGGACGAGCGCCUGCAGGCAGCGCAGAAGGGCCUCUUCGGGCAAGUGCCCUUCGUCACGGCGGCCACGGCGGUGGGGGAGGCCGUGGAGGCGGAGCGGUGGCACCGGGAGCGCACCAAGCUGCGAGGGGACAAAGACGACAAGCUGAACUCGUUCCACAAGCAAAAGCACAUUGCGGCAUUCCAAAGUCCGACUCGCACAGUCCAAAUUGGCGCUGCCUUGGUCGACCUCCUUCUGGAUCAUGCUAAAGUCAGCCUCCCGGAAAAGGAGUCGGAGGUUCAGGACGGAAGCCCGCGCAAUGGGGAGGGGCCGCGUGUGGUGGAGGUACAGGCCUUCCAGCAUGCCAUGCGCCGGGAGGGAAAGAAGCAGGUGGGGAUCCUCAUGCUGCAUCCACUGAUCCGGGCGCAGAUGGAUGAAGAAGAGCACGUGCUGUCCUUUGCGCAGCUCAAGCAUAAGCCCAUGGUCAUCCCACCUCAGCCCUGGCGGCCAUGUGGGAAGCAACCCCAAGGUCCAUACCUCAUGCAGGGCGCGGAGUUUGUGCGGACCACUUCCCAGUCCUCCACCAACUUGAGGUUCUACAGCCCCACGCGCGCCUGCCAAGCGAUGGACUCGCUGGGCAGGAUGCCUUGGAAGAUCAAUCAGAAGAUCUUGGAGGUGAUGAAGGAGACCCAAGCCCGCGACCUGGGCAUAGCGGACAUCCCCACUCGAAGUGAUCCUGAGGUCCCAAGGAUGUCGGAUGAAGAGCUCCAGGACCUGCCCGAAAGAGAAAGGAAAGAGCUGCGCCUGAAGAUCUACAAUGCAGAGAAGCGCUGCCGCGAGCUGCAGUCGGAGCGGCCCACAUUUCUGCUGAAGUUGCAGGUUGCAGAAGACUUCCGCCACGCAGAGAAGAUCUACUUUCCUCACAAUGUGGACUUCAGGGGGCGGGCCUAUCCAGUUCCGCCUCACCUGAACCACAUCGGCGACGAUGUGAGCCGGGGCCUGCUGAUGUUUGCGGAGCCCAAGGCCCUGGGCCCGGAUGGGCUCUUCUGGCUGAAGGUGAACUUCGCGAACCUGUUUGGCAAGAACAAGAUCUCCUUCGAAGAGCGGGCGGACUGGGUGGACGCGCAGAGGGACUGGAUCCUUGAGGUUGCAGCAGAUCCGCUCAGCCCCAGCAGCGUGGCCAGGUGGUCCAACGCGGAUGACGGGCCUUGGCAGGUUUUGGCGCGGUGCUUCGAGUUUGCGGAGGUCUGGGCUGCCGAAAGUCCCGAGGAGUUCCGGAGCUUUUUGCCGGUGCACAUGGACGGAUCCUGCAAUGGCCUGCAGCACUAUGCGGGCUUGGGUCGCGACCUGGAAGGCGGAAAGGCUGUGAACCUGUAUCCCGCGGACAAGCCGCAGGAUGUGUACACGGUGGUGUUGCAGGUGGUCAAGCAGAAGGUUCACGCUUCGGCGGAAGCCACGCCGGAUGAUGAUGAUGAGGAGGAGGCCGCCAAGCGCCAGCUGUCGCAGCGGCUCAUAGAGUUGGAUGUGCUUCAACGCAAGGUGGUGAAGCAGACGAUCAUGACGAUUUGCUACGGUGUCACCACGGUGGGAGCCAUUCAGCAAGUGCGAGGACAGCUGGAGGACAUGGUGGGGGACAAGGUUGAGGCUGCAGAGAUCCAGAGCCUGGCAAAGUACUUGGCGCAGCUUGUGCUUUCCUCCAUCAAGGAGGUCUUUGCGCAAGCCAAGCUGAUCCAAAACUGGUUCGACCAGAACACCAAGAUCCUCAAUCGCCUACAGGCUCCGGCCUCGUGGAUUUCUCCCAUCGGUCUUGACUGUGUCCAGCCUUACCGCACACCCCACACGGUGAGCGUGCGCACAAGGCGCCAGAACGUGACGCUGAAAACUGGGGAGUCCGUCCUGCUGAACAAGAGCAAGCAGCGCAUGGGCCUGCCGCCCAACUUCAUCCAUUCGCUGGAUGCCACGCACAUGAUGAUGGUGGCGGAGCGGUGCGAAGAGCUGAACAUCGCCUUUGCCGCGGUGCAUGACUCCUUCUGGACGCAUGCGGCUGAUAUAACGCAGCUGAACAAGAUCAUCAGGGAAUGCUUUAUCGAGCUUUACGAGCAGCCCAUACUUGCAGAGUUCUAUGAGGACCUGCACGUUCAUCUCGGUGGGCAAGUUCCACCAGACCUGCCCCCACAAGGCACCUUGGAUCUCAACGUGAUUCGAGACAGCAGGUAUUUGUUUGCAUAGAGCUGAGCUCAGCCAUGGCCAAUUUUUCAGGGAGGUGCCACAGUCAGAGAGGAGAAUUUGGGACCCUCUCC